Messenger RNA from Lolium rigidum, 276 nucleotides. RefSeq lists its product as uncharacterized. The transcript has a single exon. The coding region runs from base 1 to 276 and encodes 91 amino acids. Lineage: Eukaryota; Viridiplantae; Streptophyta; Magnoliopsida; Poales; Poaceae. The record is from RefSeq and is a predicted model, not a curated record.
AUGGACCGGACGAGCUCCGCUGCAGCGACUCCUCACCCGAGAGCGAAGGCCACCCUGGUUUUGGGAGCAGAAUCCUUCGCUGUCAGCUCCGAGUCUGGUAAACUGUCGGAGCAGCUGGCGGCGAUGAGGGAGAGGAGCAUGGUCAUCCUCAAGGACUACAUCACCAGGCACAACGCCCCAAACGACGUCCCGGAUGAGUCCGUCGAGGGCUUGUCUGACAACGAGGGUGAGGCGCUCGCUAAAAACCCGCCCAAGAAAUUUAAGAAGCAAAAGUGA